GGUAUCCUUUGCGCAUGCGCACUUGGUUGAUCUAUAUAAAUCAUUGCUCGGUGGGCAUUUUAACGCUGAUCUGGUGCAAAAAUAAUAAAAAAAACAUCCUCGGAUCAUUGAAGGGGCCGACAGGACCAGUACCAUGGCAUUCAGUGGAUCCUAUAUGCAGGUAGCGGUGGUUCUGUUGGCGGUCCAGCUCGUCUGUGUCGGUGCCGCCGAGGCGGACCAGGAGACGGGGACCGUGAUCCCAGCCGAAAGUCGUCCGUGCGUUGACUGCCAUGCCUUCGAGUUCAUGCAGAGGGCGCUGCAAGAUCUGAAGAAGACGGCUUUUAACCUUGAUGCCAGGACAGAGACUUUGGUUCUGCGGGCUGAGAGGAGGGCUCUGUGCGACUGUAUGCUUACCACCACCACGCUGCGCUGAGCCCCACCUGCCCAGACACCCCGACUACAACCCAUCUCAAGCCUCUACACAUGUACAGAAGACUCCACCCCUGGACUUCUCCAGACAACCGGCACUUUAUUUGAUUUGUUUCCACACCGUCGCAUUUGAUUGCAGCUCUGAUUUGAACCACAGGGGGCGUCAUUGUUUUCGCCUUUAUUUAAGACUUUGACAUCGCCUCUGUUUGUGAAUCACACAUCUCUGACUCCUCUCCAUCGUCCUCUCCCGUCCUCAUCCUUGAAGCAUAAACACGUUUAUUUCCCCCCGACUUUCUAGUAACUGACUGUAAAACGUAGACACGGUAGGAUGCAUCUGUAUACGAUUGUGUUGUAUGAGGUUACUGUUUACACACUUCCAACUGUAGCAUCAGAGUUUAUUUACCUGCUCGUAAUAAUAGCGGUGUGACAUAGUAAUUUAAGAUCAUAGGGAGAAUCUGACUGUAAUUUAAAUAAUUUUAAUUAGUUGACUCGGAGCCUGUGGGAGCGGUGGGGUAACUCCAUAAUUAACCGUGGAGAUGUUUUGUUUUUGUGACGAUACCUUUAGGAAGACCACCUGUAGGUCUUGGUUUAGCACAACACUGUAGCAUGAAUUUCUAGCACUUUUCAUUUUACGGGGUAAUAAGGACGGUGCGUACAAGCGAUGCGAACGCACCGGAGUGCGUCUGUGGACCUCUGCCUGAUUCACAAGCGUCUGCAGGAAGAGCGACAAAGCCGAUGGGAUGAACAGCGGCAUCAGCAGGGAGGCAUGGAAGGGGUGGAGAGAAGUGCAGCAGGGAGCAGAAAAUCGUCUUACUGUUGCUCUUUCAUCAACGACGUACUUUGCAAUUUACAAAAGGCUCCAUUUACAGUCUUAAUGUUGUACCUAUGAAUAAAAACACCAAACAACCGUC
Molecule: messenger RNA, 1319 nt
Organism: Fundulus heteroclitus (mummichog)
Lineage: Eukaryota; Metazoa; Chordata; Actinopteri; Cyprinodontiformes; Fundulidae
Gene: nicol1
Product: chromosome 14 C4orf48 homolog
Exons: 4
Coding region: 134-412 (92 amino acids)
Source: RefSeq, a predicted model, not a curated record